GAUGAGGAGGUGGAGAAAGAGGAGGCGGGGCAGGCAAAGCCUACCAACGCCUCUAGCAACCGGUCUUCCCCUCUUCGGUGCGUGGAGGUGGUUGGUUACCAUGGUGAAGCUGGCGGCCAAAUGCAUCUUGGCAGGAGACCCAGCUGUGGGCAAGACUGCCCUGGCACAGAUCUUCCGCAUCAAUGGAGCCCAUUUCCAGAAGAACUACACCCUGACAGCAGGGGUGGAUCUGGUGGUGAAGACGGUGCCAGUCCCUGACACGGGGGACAGUGUGGAACUCUUCAUUUUUGAUUCUGCUGGCAAGGAGCUGUUUUCUGAAAUGUUGGAUAAAUUGGGUUUCCUCAAACAUGCGCCUGCUGCUGCCCAGGGCUCACCACGCCCCUCCAGCCAUCCUCUCAGGAUCCAGCUUGUUGCUCGUUCCAAGGUAACAGUUCCCGCUAAUCUGGGCUAGUGAGCUAAUUAGAAGAGAUGCGCUCUCCAGAGCCCUCCCCUGCCUUUCCAAGAACAGCAACAGCAUUUUAAUAGCAACUGUUUUCUGCUCCUUUUUUGUUGUGUAAGAGAAAUAGAUCUAAUGAUGGUAAUUUCACAUAGGGUUGGCUUCAUGCAUCAAUUCAUGAUGUUUACCAUGCACCUACUCUGCCCACAACCUCACACUGGGUGCUGCCCUGUCCGGCAGAUGACAAGAUGUGUCUGGGCAAGUCAGAGCUACUGAUCUGCUCACACACACCCCUCCAGCCAGCCCUGACUCUGGGUUCUCCCGCUCCAGCUCCAGCUCUAUUCCAGGCCUAUCCUGGGCCUCCCUCACUGAGGCCUGGAGGAAGGAGCUAUCUCCUGCACGUGCAGAGGGGAGGUCAGUGUGGUUCUAGUAAGAGUUCUUGAGUGAGUCUGUGGAAAGAAGGUGUGAGGGGAUCAUCAGUUCAUUCUAAGCUGCUCCUUUUUUGGAUGCCUUGGGGAGUCAGUGUAGCCUUCGGGGGCAAGGAGGAGAGCCCUCCACAGCCAAUCCUGGGCUGGCUUUCCAAGGACAACUGGAGAGAAGAGGAUUCUCCCUCACAUCCUGGGAGGUUACGGACACCCCAGCAAGAAACCAAGCUUUAACUGUGCAGAACGGGGUCCCCAGAGAUCAGGGCAUGACCAGGAGCCUGUGCACCAGGACGAGCAUCCCAGCUCAAGCAGGACUAUCAGUGCUUGGAAGCAGGAUAUCCCAAGACUCUGAGCAGCCCCUGAAAGCAUAGCCCUGGUUCUUAACUGGGACAGCAAGCCCUGUCCAGCUGUCAGUUUGGUUUGGAUUAAGGCUGAUACAUCACAGGAGAGGUAGAAAGCACCCUUUGCAUUUUGAAAAGCCAGCUCUUAUUAAGAAUCUGCAAGCAAACAAGCUUCCAGGGGCUGGCUAAUGGAGGAAACGAAUUUCUUUUAGGCCAGCAAAGCAGAGAAGCAUAACAACUUGCAUGAAAGUGAGCCUUCAAUGUACAUAUGAGUAAAAGAAUAAAUUAAAUUAAUGAGACCAGUGGCAGGCAAAAGCAUUUCUGGGUAGAGAAAAGCCAUAGUCCUACCCCAGUCUUUAAAGAGUUCCUGACCUGCACAGGUCACCUACCCUCUCUGAACUUAGUUUCUUCAGCAACACAGUAAAGACAUUCAGAGCAGCCCUGUCAAGUUGGGAGGUUUCACAAUGAGGCCUGACAGCACCCACAGACAGCUGGCACUGUGCCUUGCCCUGCCCCACCGCAGAGCCCAGCCCUCCCAUUCAUGCCUCUGGGUGAAUUGUUUUCUUCCGUGGGUGUGGCACAGCUUUCUGACUCACAUCCCCAUUAUAGUGCUUCAUUUCUCUCCACCCACCUGCCCCUUGGGAGGCCAGAUUUUCUUCCAGCCUAGAAGUCACUUUCACGGUCGCUGACAUGCUCUCACC
Manis javanica (Malayan pangolin) is the source of this 1903-nucleotide messenger RNA. RefSeq names its product intraflagellar transport 27 (gene IFT27). Gene Ontology annotation, biological process: intraciliary transport. The record is from RefSeq and is a predicted model, not a curated record. Gene Ontology annotation, molecular function: GTP binding; GTPase activity. NCBI's taxonomy places the organism in Eukaryota, Metazoa, Chordata, Mammalia, Pholidota, Manidae.